Messenger RNA from Micromonas pusilla CCMP1545, 1116 nucleotides. RefSeq names its product cyclophilin-type peptidyl-prolyl cis-trans isomerase. The coding region runs from base 1 to 1116 and encodes 371 amino acids. The record is from RefSeq and is a predicted model, not a curated record. Gene Ontology annotation, molecular function: peptidyl-prolyl cis-trans isomerase activity. The transcript has a single exon. Gene Ontology annotation, biological process: protein peptidyl-prolyl isomerization; protein folding. Lineage: Eukaryota; Viridiplantae; Chlorophyta; Mamiellophyceae; Mamiellales; Mamiellaceae.
AUGCAGUCCGUCCUCGCCCGCGCGCUCACGCGCGUCGCGCCAGUGAACGUCGCCGCCGCGCGCAAGGCGUCGUUCGUCGCCCCUCGCGCCGCGUUCCUUCGCGCCCAUUGCACCCCGCGCCGAUCCCCGAUCGCGCCCGCCGCGACGCGAUUCUUCGCCGCCGCCGCGAGCGGCGACGUCGUCGUCGAGAAGGGCGACAAGGUCGCGAUCCACUACGUCGGCACCCUGGACGACGGCGAGGAGUUCGACUCCUCGCGAGCGGAAGGCCGCGAGCCGAUCGCGUUCACCGUCGGCGGCGGGAUGAUGAUCCCGGGGUUCGACAAGGGCGUGCUCGGGAUGAAGCAGGGCGAGACCAAGACGCUCAAGUGCGCCCCCGCGGACGCCUACGGCGAACGCGACGACGCCAACAAGAUGAACGUCCCGAAGGCGGAGGUCGUCAACGCCGUCGGCGAGGAGUACGCCGUCGUCGGCAGCAAGCUCAUGGUCGGCCAGGGCAUGCAGGCGACCAUCACGGAGGUCACCGACGACGAGGUCGUCCUCGACUGCAACCACCCGCUCGCGGGGCAGACGUUGAACUUCGACAUCGAGGUGAUGUCCAUCGAGCGCAUCGACGUGAAGCACAAGGACAAGUUCAAGUGCUUCUUCGACAUCGACAUCGGCGGCGAGGCUGCGGGGAAGAUCGUCAUGGAGAUCCGCGGCGACGUCACGCCCAAGACGGCGGAGAACUUCCGCGCGCUGUGCACGAUGGAGAAGGGGUUCGGGUACAAGGGCUCGCCGUUCCACCGCGUGAUCCCGGGCUUCAUGUGCCAGGGCGGCGACUUCACGAACCAGAACGGCACGGGCGGGAAGAGCAUCUUCGGCGAGAAGUUCGAGGACGAGAACUUCGUGCUCAAGCACGAGGGCGAGGGCAUUCUCUCCAUGGCCAACGCGGGACCGGGGACCAACGGCUCGCAGUUUUUCCUGUGCACCGCGGAGACGCCGUGGCUCGACGGGAAGCACGUCGUCUUCGGUAAGGUGAUCGAGGGCAUGGACGUGGUCAAGGCGGUCGAGGCGGUCGGAUCGCAGAGCGGGGCGACGUCCAAGCCCGUCUCCGUCGUCGACUGCGGCGAGAUGUGA